This is a messenger RNA of Beta vulgaris subsp. vulgaris (sugar beet), 2016 nucleotides long. Its product is annotated as pheophorbide a oxygenase, chloroplastic. Gene Ontology annotation, molecular function: pheophorbide a oxygenase activity; chlorophyllide a oxygenase activity; 2 iron, 2 sulfur cluster binding. Lineage: Eukaryota; Viridiplantae; Streptophyta; Magnoliopsida; Caryophyllales; Amaranthaceae. Bases 280 to 1890 code for a protein of 536 amino acids. Gene Ontology annotation, cellular component: chloroplast thylakoid. The record is from RefSeq and is a predicted model, not a curated record. The transcript has 7 exons.
AAAGAGAAAGAUCCCAUAUCCCACAACAGGUGGAAAAAUCGAGUAGAGCUAGUUGCCUAGUUCUAGAAACGAAAAACAUGUGGUGGUGAUCUUCCAUUGUCGUCUUCCCCAUUUGCCACCACCUUUGAAACAUCACAAUUCACAACGACUAUCCUCUUUUGCCAAUACUUGCACGCAAACUCCUCUCUCUAACUCUUAACUAAAUCCUCCAUUUCCAUCCAUGAAAAUCUUACAAAAACUUCACCUUUCAACACAACUAGUAUAAUUCUCACAGUAGUAAUGGCAUUUUCUCUCUCUUCCACAACACCACAAACUUUGACAAAACCCUUCUCUCCUCUCCCCUUUCUCUCUCCUCAUCUCCGCAAAACCCAGAUUUCUUCCUCCAGAAAACUCUCGAACCUUCGUUUACUACGAGUCACUGCUCCAUCAAACACAAUUACCUCUUCUUCUUCUGAAGAAGAAGUACCCACUUUCUUAAACGACGUCGUUUCCCCUGAUUCUGAAGAAACAGAGGAAUCAUCGAAAUUUACAUGGCGAGAUCAUUGGUAUCCAGUCUCUCUCCUCGAAGACCUCGAUUCUCGUGUCCCAACCCCUUUUCAGCUUCUUGGACGUGACAUCGUUUUGUGGUUCAACAAAUCUGCUAAUCAAUGGGUUGCUUUUGAUGACAAAUGCCCACAUCGUCUAGCUCCUUUAUCUGAAGGAAGGAUAGAUGAGAAUGGUGAUCUGCAAUGUUCGUAUCAUGGGUGGUCUUUUGAUGGGUGUGGGUCGUGUACCCGGAUCCCUCAGGCGAAAUCGGAAGGACCGGAAGCUCGAGCCGUGAAGUCUGCUAGAGCUUGUGCCACAAAGUUCCCAACUAUGGUGUCUCAAGGGUUGCUCUUUGUUUGGCCUGAUGAGAAUGGGUGGGAGAGAGCUAGUGUUACUCAACCACCUAGGUUGCCAGAUGACUUCGAUAAGCCUGAAUUUGCUACCGUAUCAAUCCAACGUGAUUUAUAUUACGGUUAUGAUACUUUGAUGGAGAAUGUCUCUGAUCCUUCACACAUUGACUUUGCACAUCAUAAGGUUACUGGAAGGAGAGACAGGGCUAAGCCUUUACCAUUCAAGGUUGAGUCUAGUGGUCCUUGGGGCUUUUCUGGAGCUAAUGAUGAUAACCCAAGAAUUAGUGCUGAAUUUAUUGCACCUUGUUACUAUUUGAAUAAGAUAGAUAUAGACACAAAGCUUCCUGUAAUUGGUGACCAGAAGUGGACAAUAUGGAUUUGCUCCUUCAACAUACCAAUGGCACCUGGCAAGACACGUUCUAUUGUUUGUAGUGCUCGCAACUUUUUCCAGUUGACGGUGCCGGGUCCUUCUUGGUGGCAGGUUGUUCCGAGAUGGCAUGAACAUUGGACAUCCAACAAAGUGUAUGACGGAGAUAUGAUUGUGCUUCAGGGUCAAGAAAAGUUCUUUCAAUCUAAGUUGGCAGAGGAUUCUGAAGAUAUUAAUAAACAAUACACGAAAAUUACUUUCACACCAACACAGUCAGAUCGUUUUGUUCUAGCAUUUCGUAACUGGCUGAGACGACAUGGCAAUGGGCAACCUGAAUGGUUUGGUGUAGUGAGCCAGCAGCCAUUGCCGUCAAUAGUUUUGUCCAAACGUGAGAUGCUGGAUAGGUUUGAGCAGCAUACACUGAAGUGUUCAUCAUGUAAAGGAGCUUACGAGGCCUUCAAACUAUGGCAGAAAAUACUGAUAGCCGCCACUGUCAUUUUUGCUACAACAGCUGGUAUCCCUUCAGCGUUGCAUUUACGACUAAUUUUAAGUGGACUUGCGAUUGUUAGUGCUGCUGUUGCUUAUGCUUUGUACGAGCUCCAGAAGAACUUUGUUUUUGUUGAUUAUGUACACGCUGAUAUUGAGUAGUACUGUGGUGCCUAGAGAGUGGGAACAUAGUUGUGCAUAUAAGAAAAGUCAUAGGUAGGCUUGUUAAAGUAUUCUUUGACGCUGUUUACGUGAUGUAGAUAUUUAUGUCAAAUUUUUACUGUUAUA